Mizuhopecten yessoensis (Yesso scallop) is the source of this 940-nucleotide messenger RNA. RefSeq names its product charged multivesicular body protein 2b-like. Gene Ontology annotation, biological process: endosome transport via multivesicular body sorting pathway; protein transport; late endosome to vacuole transport. Gene Ontology annotation, cellular component: ESCRT III complex; multivesicular body. The transcript has 6 exons. Bases 353 to 871 code for a protein of 172 amino acids. The record is from RefSeq and is a predicted model, not a curated record. NCBI's taxonomy places the organism in Eukaryota, Metazoa, Mollusca, Bivalvia, Pectinida, Pectinidae.
CUUAUCUUUACAUUUGUAUCCCUUACUUAAUCCCCAUUAAAAAUAAUUUAAAGAAGAAAUAUUUAAAAGCUAUAGGGGGAAACACUUACAUGAACAAGUUUAUAUCAUAGUUCUUAUUAUUGUAAGAGAAAAUGUUUUAAUAAAAUGUACAGUGUUUUUAUUUCCUCUAAAACUAUAUUAAAUACUGCUGUCAGUAAAUGUGAUCAAAGAUUAAAACAGCAUUUUUAUUUGAGCUCUUCUUCAUUAAAAACGACAAAUCCGGAAUUUCAUUCCCCUUUCCGGUUUGUACUUUACACAAUCCAAGAUGGCGACCAUCACUAACUGAAUACACACGCUAUUUCAGCGUUGUCAAAUGCAAUCAUAUGAAUUAGAAAUCAAAAAAGCUGCCAAACAAGGCAACAAGCAGGCAGCCACAGUUCUUGCCAAACAGCUCAUAAACAUGAGGAAACAGCGAACAAAGAGUUAUUCUGUCGGCUCCAAAAUACACUCUAUAGGAACACAACAAAAGGUGAUGCAUUCAAAUAUGAAAAUGGGAACUGCCAUGGCUACAACAACAAAGACGAUGCAGCAGAUGAAUAAGGUGAUGGACCCUGUAAAGACAGCGAAGACCAUGCAGGACUUCACCAAAGAGUCCAUGAAAAUGGAGAUGUCGGAGGAGAUGAUAAACGACACGUUGGAUGACAUUCUUGGCGAGUCUGGAGAUGAGGAGGAAUCUGAUGCCAUUGUGUCUCAGGUGCUGGACGAGAUCGGCAUUGACAUGUCCGGCAAGCUGGCUGAUGCUCCGAUACACAGGGGAAAGGUUGGAGAGGCAUCGGGUUCUAACGCGGAGGCAGACAUAGAGAGACAGUUAGCAGCUCUCAAAGACUUAUAGUGACAAUCAUUCCCAUUUCUAAUUAAUUGUUAAACAUAUCAUCAACUUUAGAUGUGUUCCUACAUCACA